UUUUUUUUUUUGGUUUAACGUGCUACGAUAUCACUUUAUCACCACCACUACCACCGCCUACUUACCUAUGAAGCAUGGUGGACGUUGAUCUGAGACAUCGGCCUAUAUUCAUAUGCCAUAUAAUUUCACAAAUAAGUACGACACACAACGCUACAAUUAAGCAAACGCAAAAACUUUCUCCUAAUGAACGAUCAACCAAGGUCAAAAAAUGUGUGGCUAGAUGACAGCACGGGCAUCAUUCGAGUGGUACUGUCUCCGCGUCUGUGUCGCAGGCCGGAUAUUACGCAGUUCACGUUUUCAUCCUCUGUUUCUGUUUUUGGGGCAAUUGAAUGGACCAGUAGUGGCGAGGCGUUUGUUCGUUGUGGAGGGUUCCAUGUCGACCAUGACCCCAUCCGUGAAAUCUACCAUUGGAUUAAAGUGAUGCAAGUAAACAAGCUGGAUAUGCGAAUGCCUGCUGACGAUAACCAUGAUGGCCUGGCAAAGUCAAGCUCUUCAUCGAAUCACGUACUCAGUGAAAAGUUCCAGACGUUGUUCUCACAGCCAUCACCAACAUCACCUGGACCAGUGUCGCCGCUCAUCAAAAACCAUGACAGCUAUCACAGCAACAGCAGCAGCUUUCUCGACAACUUUGACAGUCAAGAAUUCAAUUGGUCGCCAGAUCAUCCGUUCGCAUCUUCCACACCCAUUAGCCGCUUACCACACCUCGCAAAUGGUGACAGAGGAGACGAAAAUACACAUGAAGGAUCCCCUUUACGAUACCCCGUACAAAGAGUAACACUUGCCGAAAAACAAGACAUGGCGGACGACGAUGACGACGACGAUGAGGAGUUUGGGUUUGACGAUGACUCGGCGCUGGAUAACUUUGAUAUGAGUGCAUUCGAAGAAAAAGCGCUGGACUCAAGGAAACGGACAUUAGAUGACGCUUUGAACGAUUGAUUCAUAAUACAUUCGCUGUUUCUGGUUCACAAUCUGAGUUUUUGCCUGCUUUGUUUUUUCUUUUUUACCCUAUCCCAUAGUGCC
Molecule: messenger RNA, 1020 nt
Organism: Zychaea mexicana
Lineage: Eukaryota; Fungi; Mucoromycota; Mucoromycetes; Mucorales; Lichtheimiaceae
Exons: 4
Coding region: 184-936 (250 amino acids)
Source: RefSeq, a predicted model, not a curated record